UUACUUUUUGUUAGGAUUUGGCCUUAAAUUGAUAGAUUGACUUUUGCCUGGUAAUUGGUCUCACUUGUAGUUUGUGUACUAUUAUUUUUUCUAUAAAGUGCUCUUAUUUUACAUGCGUACGUUGUACGCUUCAAUAACAUUUUGUGCAUUUUCAAAAUAAUCAAUCACGACAGUUCAAGUGCUGUAAAAUAAUUUGAAAAUGACAGAGGAACGCCUCCAUAUAGAUUGGGGUAAUGAUAAGCUCCAUAGAACUCAAAAGCAGGUGGAGCGAAACCCAUAUGAUCUGGAAGCCUGGUCACUUCUACUCAGGGAGGCUCAAAAUAAACAUAUAUCGGAAGUCCGCUCUCUGUACGAACACCUGAUAACUAUUUUUCCCAGUGCUUCAAGAUAUUGGCGCAUCUACAUAGAACAUGAAAUGAAAUCAAGAAAUUUUGAGAAGGUUGAGAAGCUAUUUCAAAGAUGCUUAAUGAAGAUUCUGAAUAUCGAAUUGUGGAAGUUGUAUCUUACUUAUGUUAAAGAAACUAAAGCUUCUCUGCCAACGUACAAAGAAAAGAUGGCUCAGGCUUAUGAUUUUGCGCUAGAUCGUAUAGGAAUGGAUAUCCACUCCUACUCUAUAUGGAAUGAUUAUGUAAACUUUUUGAAAGGAGUGGAAGCUGUUGGUUCAUACGCAGAAAAUCAAAAAAUAUCAGCAGUUCGAAAAGUUUAUCAGAGAGGUAUAAUUACCCCAAUGACAGGCAUGGAGACGUUUUGGAAAGAUUAUAUUGCGUUUGAACAGAAUAUUAAUGCUAUUAUUGCUGAAAAAAUGAGCAUUGAACGAAGCAGGGAUUACAUGAAUGCUAGAAGGGUUGCGAAAGAACUUGAAGUACAGAUACGCGGUAUAAAUAGAAAUGCACCAAGUAUUCCUCCUGGUGGUGCUCAAGAAGAAAGAAAACAGGUCGAGCUUUGGCAAAAAUACAUUGCAUGGGAAAAAAGUAAUCCUUUGCGUACAGAAGACACAGCCUUGCUCACUAAAAGAGUAGUAUUUGCUCUUGAGCAGUGCUUAUUAUGUCUUGGACAUCACCCAGACAUAUGGUAUCAAGCUGCACAGUUCUUAGAAUACAGUUGCAAAAUUUUAGCUGAAAAGGGGGAUGUGAAUGCCUCAAAAUUGUUCAGUGAAGAGGCAGCUAAUAUGUUCGAAAGAGCCACCAGCACUUUAUUGAGUAAAAAUAUGCUGUUAUACUUUGCUUAUGCAGACUACGAGGAAGGAAGACUGAAAUAUGAAAAAGUACACCAAAUUUAUUCUAAAUAUUUGGAAAUCAAGGAUAUCGAUCCUACACUGGCAUACAUUCAGUACAUGAAGUUUGCAAGACGAGCAGAAGGAAUCAAAUCAGCCAGAGCAGUCUUUAAAAAGGCCAGAGAAGACAACCGUUCCAAAUACCAUUUGUUUGUCUGCGCCGCUCUUAUGGAGUACUACUGCAGUAAAGACAAAAACAUUGCUUUUAGGAUUUUCGAACUUGGACUGAAAAAAUUUGGAGCUAUUCCUGAGUACAUUACUUGCUACAUAGACUAUUUGUCUCACUUGAAUGAAGAUAACAAUACGAGGGUUUUGUUUGAAAGAGUUCUAUCAUCCGGAAGUUUAGAACCAGAAAAGUCUGUGGAUAUAUGGAAUAAAUUUUUGGAGUUUGAGUGUAAUAUUGGAGACUUGCAGUCAAUUGUGAAAGUAGAGAAGCGUCGUUCAGAAGUUUUGUCAAAGAUCAAAGAGUUUGAAGGAAAAGAAACUGCCCAACUUGUUGACAGAUACCGUUUCUUGGAUCUGUUUCCAUGUACUGCCCAAGAGUUGAAAAGUAUUGGGUACACUGAGGUUUUGAACAUUACAGGCGCCGGUAGGAAUCAUGUUCUGCAAUCAAUAAUAGAAAGUGAAACAGAAGCACCGUUACCUGUUCCAGACUACUCACAGAUGAUUCCUUACAAACCUAAAUCUAAUCCUUUGCCUGGCGAACAUCCAGUUCCAGGUGGUACUUUUCCUCUUCCACCUACAGCAGCUCAUUUAUGUACACUUCUACCCCCUCCAAACUGCUUCCGUGGUCCAUUUGUUCAUAUUGAUAUUCUCAUGGACAUUUUCAGUAGAAUUCAUCUGCCGGACACCUUUCCAGCACCUUCUGAGAGUGGUGGGGAUGUAAGGUUAUUUGAUCUAGCAAAAUCAGUUCACUGGAUUGUGGAAGAAGGUGGUGGAAUCGGUUUGAAGAGAAGGAAGAGAAUUGGGUUAGGCCUUGAUGGAUCUGAUGAUGAGGAUAUGACCUUACCCCCUUCAAAUGAUAUCUACAGGCAAAGACAGCAAAAGAGGGUCAAAUGAAGAGUGGUCAUUGGCCUUAUGAAGUUGUUAAUUAAAAUUAAUAAUCAGAAUAUAUUUGCAACAAGAGUAUGAAAUACUGAUUCUUGAACUUGGCAUAUUUUUGUAAAAAUACAAAACCUCAUAUUUUUCAAAAGACCAAGUUGAAGAAUCUUUAAUUUAGAGUUAUAUUUGAUUUCUCCAUUUUGUAAGUCUUUGCAAGUGAAUACAAUUUGUAAAAAUAUGGAAAUAAAAUUUUAUUGUGAUAUUUUUGGGGAUUCAUCCAAAUAACAUCGAAUAUUGUUUUUCUACUCAGAGUUGAUAAUUAGAAAAGCAUUUUUUCA
This is a messenger RNA of Leptinotarsa decemlineata (Colorado potato beetle), 2652 nucleotides long. RefSeq names its product cleavage stimulation factor subunit su(f) (gene su(f)). The record is from RefSeq and is a predicted model, not a curated record. Gene Ontology annotation, biological process: mRNA 3'-end processing. NCBI's taxonomy places the organism in Eukaryota, Metazoa, Arthropoda, Insecta, Coleoptera, Chrysomelidae. Gene Ontology annotation, cellular component: nucleus. Gene Ontology annotation, molecular function: protein binding; mRNA binding.